CCAGAUGGCCAGAGCUGGGCCAAUCAGAAGCCAGGAGCUUCUUCUGGGUGCAGGGACAGAGCCUUCCAAGUGAGAACUCUGGUGGCUGCUUCAGUCACAGGAGCUGCAGACCCCGGCCCACUCAGAGGACGGGGUCGUGCACACUUCCGCUAAGACAAGCAAGCCCAGCACAGAGACCUGGGGAGCGCGGCCCGCUGGACGCUGGGGGUGGACAGCCCAGCAGGCCCCGCGCGCUCCCGGCGGGGAGGCCAGCCCAGGUCCCCAAGCCCCCGGGCGCCCCGCGGCCCAGGAAGCGAGCCGCGCGCCAGGACCGCGGGGCCCCACGCCCCUCCCCGCCGCACGGCGGCGCUGCGCAAGGCCGGCCGUUGUCCGGGGCCGUUGGGCGCCCACGUGGCUUCUGGACGCCUGGAGGCCGGCGCGGGGGCGGGCGCCAUUACGAGAGGCCGGGGGCGCGGGGUGGAGCCGACGAGGAGCCCAGAGCGCGCCCGCGGCGGCGGCGUCGGGUGGGAAGACGAGGCGCGGCACUGGGGGGCGUGGCGGCCGGCCUGCAGGCGGGGGCGCGUCCAGGGCAGGAAGCUGGAGUCCCCGUGGAGCUGGUGGGCGCGGCCCCCGCAGAGGCCUGAGGCGUGCGGCGCGAUGGCAGGGGCCGCCCCCGGGGCGACGGCAGGGGCAGCGCGGCUCGCCACGCCCGCCACGCCCGCCACGCCCGCCACGCCCGCCGCCGGGCGCGUCGUCCAGGGCGAGCGGGCCAGAGGCGCGGCGAAGAUGCUCCAGGUCCUGGUGCUCCAGGUUGAAGAUCCAGAUUGCUUCUGGGUUAUUAUAAAAGGAUGUAGUCCCUUUUUGGAUCAUGAAGUCGACUAUCAAAAACUAAAUAGCGCCAUGAAUGACUUCUAUAACAGCAUGUGUAAAGAUAUAGAAAUAAAACCAUUAAUGUUGGAAGAAGGACAGGUCUGCGUGGUGUAUUGUCCGGAGCUCUGGUGCUGGUGCAGGGCCAUCAUUAAGUCAGUCAUGUCUUCAGCAGACCAUUACCUGGCAGAGUGUUUCCUUGUAGACUUCGCCAGGUACAUUCCAGUAAAAUCUAAAAACAUCCGAGUUGCAGUGGAAUCAUUUAUGCAGCUUCCCUACAGAGCAAAAAAGUUCCGGUUGUACUGCAUGAAGCCUGUUACAUUGCACAUUGACUUCUGUGAAGACAGCGCCGAGAUUGUACCUGCCAAGAAGUGGGACAGUGCCGCUGUUCAGUACUUUCAGAAUGUCCUGAAAGCAACUACCCAGGUAGAAGCCAAAUUAUGUGCUGUGGAAGAAGACACUUUUGAGGUUUACCUUUAUGUAACCAUAAAAAAUGAAAAAGUUUGUGUUAAUGACGACCUGGUUGCAAAGAAUUUUGCUUGUUAUGUGUCACCCAUGGAGAAGCAGCAGCUGGAUUCUGUAGAGAAACCAAGAUUAAAUAUGAACUCAGCCUCCUCCAAGAAACUCAACCCAGCUCUUACUCUUUGGCCAAUGUUUUUGCAAGGAAAAUAUUUCCAAAGAAUGGAAGAUUCUCAUGGUUUAAAUUUGCUGACACAUUCUCUGCAGCAUACGAGGUGCAAGGAUGUUGUUGGUGACCUGGAGCCAACUGCUGCAGUGCUGGAUAAAGAUGUGAAUUGUAAUAUGGAUUCAUUGAGAGAUUCACCUAAAAAGAAAUCUGAAAAGAAACAGCAGUGCCUCUCUUUAAAAGAUGAAAAUAAGUGUAUUGAAUCUUCAGCAUACUGGCCAACAAAAAGAGGAAUAACCAUAUAUGCCGACCCAGAUAUCCCAGCAACAAGUGCUUCAAGUCAGAAACCAAAUGAGAAACCACUUUGCCUGGCUGAGAAGAAGGAUUAUGAUGAGAAGAAUGGCUGUGUGAAACUACUGCAGUUCUUAAAUCCGGACCCUUUGAGAGCUGAUGGAAUCUCUGAUCUACAGCAGUUGCAGAAGUUGAAGUCGGCUGUGCAACCGCCUGUUGCAGUGCUCUGGAACAGGAUCGAGCCCUGCUUGACCAUUGACACGUCCCCUCUUUCAGCAGACCUGAAAAAGACUCUUCAAAGAAACAAGUACCCUGGACCCAGCCACACGGAAUCCUACUCGUGGCCUCCCAUAGCGCGUGGCUGCGAUGUGGUGGUCAUUUCUCACUGUGGAAAUGACCCUUUGCUGUACCUCCCACCAGUUCUCACAAUUUUGCAAACGGGGGGCUGCUACAAGUCGCUGCCAAGUAGAAACGGACCUCUUGCAGUCAUCGUGUGCCCUGGGUGGAAAAAGGCCCAAUUAACUUUUGAAUUAUUGGAAGACUAUAGCAAGUCCUCGAGGCCUCUUCAUCCCAUGUUGUUAACAAUCGGACUCCACAAAGACGAAGCCAAAAAUCUGAAGCUGCCCAGGGGGUGUGAUGUGAUUGUUACAACCCCACAGAGCCUGCUGCGGCUGCUCACGGACCAGAGCUUGCUGUUUCUCAGGCUCUGCCACCUGGUCCUGGAUGAGGUGGAAGUGCUGUUCUCGGAAGCUAACGAGCAGAUGCUUGCUAUAUUAGAUAACUUUAAAAAAAAUAUUGACGUUGAAGAAAGAGAGUCUGCACCUCAUCAGAUCGUUGCAGUUGGAGUUCACUGGAACAAACAUAUAGCGCAUUUAAUCAGAGAGUUCCUGAACGACCCCUGUGUUGUGAUCACGGCCAUGGAAGAGGCUGCCCUCUACGGCAACGUCCAGCAGGUUGUGCACCUUUGCCUGGAGAGUGGAAAAACUUCUACUUUACUCCAAGUUCUUGAUUUCAUUCCAAGCCAGACACAGAAGACCUUGAUCUUCACCUGCUCCGUGGCUGAAGCAGACAUGGUGUCUAAGGUAGUAGAAAGCAAUUCAAUAUUUUGCUUGAAAAUGCACAAAGAAAUGGUUUUUAACUUAAAAAGUGUUUUGGAACAGUGGAAAAAGAGGUUGAGUUCUGGCUCUCACAUUGUCCUAGCCUUGACGGACGAUUGCAUACCACUCUUGGCCAUCACUGAUGCCACAUGUGUGAUUCACUUCAGCUUCCCCUCCUCGCCAAAAGUUUUUGGUGGACGCCUGUAUUGCAUGUCUGAUCAUUUUCAGAAUUUAACCGAACAGGGUUCUCCUGCAGAACAGGGAGACAGGAAGACCAAGUCUGUCUUGCUGCUGACGGAGAGAAACGCGAGCCAUGCCAUGGGCGUCCUGCGCUACUUGGAGCGAGCAGAUGCCAAAGUCCCAUCGGAGCUGUACGAGUUCACUGCAGGGGUUCUGGAAGCCAAAGAAGAUAAGAAGGCCACAAGUCCGCUUUGUCCGUACCUUAAGGCUUUUGGAUUUUGCAAAGACCAAAGGAUCUGUCCUGACCGACACCACAUUAACCCAGAAAUGGACAUGCCCAGGAAAUUAUCCAACCAAGCCCUGCCCGUGUCUGGAUACAUUAAAGUAAUACCAUUUUAUGUUUCAAAUGCAACAAAUUACUUUGGCCGUAUAAUUGACAAAUAUUUGGAUCUUUUUGCAACUCUUAAUGCCGAAAUGAAUGAAUAUUUUAAGGAUUCCAGUAAUAAAACAGCUGUUGAAAAGGUGGAGAAAUGUGGAUUGUAUGGAUUAGCAGAAAAAACACUUUUCCACAGGGUUCAGGUGUUGGAGAUGAGCCAGAAAGAAGACACUUGUGUCCUGAACAGCGUCCUGGUGAGGUUCGUCGACGAAGGCAGAACUGGACUCGUCCCCAGAGAGCAGCUGUGGCGCCUCCCGGAGCAGUUCUGCACGCUGCCGCCGCAGGCUGUGGAGUUCGUGGUUUGUAGAGUGAAGCCAGCAGAUAACGAAGUGGAGUGGAAUCCGAAGGUUACUAGGUACAUUCAUAAUAAAAUUGUUGGAAAACUGCAUGAUGCAAAAGUGAUGCUGGCCCUGGGAAAUACAGUUUGGGUUGACCCAAUGGUGCAUGUUACAAAACUUUCAAAUUUGAAAACAUCUGUCAUUGAUUAUAAUGUUCGAGCUGAAAUUUUGUCAAUGGGAAUGGGCGUUGAUAAUUCAGCACAUGUGGAACGACUGAAAAAAUUAUACAAAGAAGCUAAAAUGCCAGCUUUUGAAGAACAUCUAACCCAGACCCCGACCGCGCCUUCGCCAGAGGAUGCUGCCAGUCUGCACUCCCAGCAGGGGGCCGGUGGCGCAGAAGGCGGCGCGGACGCGGAGACAAGCGCAGAAGACCCAAAGCCAGAAACGUUGUCUGCAAACACUGGAGACGCCCCCAUCAGCAAGCCCCCACAGCCACACGUGAAAAGCUUCCAUCCACAAAUAAAAUGGUUCCAGAAAGACGAUGUUGUCAUCUUGAAGAUACAAGUAAGGAAUGUCAAGGAUUACAGAUGUAAAUACUUCCGAGACAGGGUCGUUUUCAGCGCCUGGGUGGGAGACAAGUUCUACAGAGCUGAUUUGGAGCUGCAGGGCAGCAUCAGAAAAGACAGCUGCAGGUGCGUCAUCAGAAACGACGAGCCCGUGAUUACUCUGGCGAAAGAGAGAAGGGAGCCGUGGCGCGGCCUGCUCAGACACAGGAAUCCGAAUGUGGCUUUUGAUUUUGACCACUGGGAAGAGUGUGAAGAGGACAGCCACUUCUCCAAGGCUGUGACUUCUAAGAGGCUGCCCUGCAAAGUGGCAGAGGUGGUCGGACCCAGCAGCAGCGCUUCGGAGGCUGACGGGAGUGAGAGUGAGUGAGACUGAAGUCCCGCCGGCAGCCCGAGACUUGGAACAACCAUGGCUGUGGCCGUGUGUUGGAAGUUAAGAAAACAAGUGAUGCUACCCAAACCGUCUUUCACCUCAAGGAGGAAUUAUUGCCAAGGGUCAUCUUAUGCUUCAGGAUUGGUAAUGGUGACAGAUUUCCUGGUCAGUUAAAAACAGGCUGAUAAGACCAGCAUUGUGGCGCAGCAGGUUGGGCCUCCGCCUGCGACACUGACGUCCCAUAUGAAUGCUGGUUCCAAUCCUGGCUGUUCUACUUCUAAUCCAGCUCCCUGCUAAUGCUCCUGGGAAGGCAGCAAAGUACCGUGGGUACUUGGGCCCCUGCCACCCACGUGGGAUGGAGUCCUGGGCUCUUGGUUUCCAUCUGGCCCAUCCCUGGCUGUUGUGGCCAUUUGUGGAAUGAACCAGCAGAUGGAAGAUACUCUCUCCUCUCUCUUUCUCUCUCUCUUUCCCUCUCUUUCUGCCCCAGGGCUGUCACUCUGCCUUUCAAAUAAAUUUUAAACCGUGGUUGCUAUGAGAAGGUUGUCAGGAGGGUGGGAGCAGAGGAGCAGCGCGCUGGCCCUCCUGGCCUGGCUGUGCUGCCUGGCACAGCCGUCGCCUCAGCUCGUCCUGACGCACUCAGCUCUGAGUGGCAGCGCAGACCCUGCCACUCGGUGAGGAACGUGCAGGCCCGAGUCGGCCACUCGCUGCUCUCCCCUGCUGUGCUGAACAGCCUCGGACCUGCCCGUCGCCCUCUGCAGCGGCCUCGCGGGGGUCGCCAUAGCUGCCUCCGAGCACUACCGAUACCCACCCCGGCUCCUCCGAGUGGGUUGCCUCGGAGCCGGGGUGAGUGCCGGGGGCCGCACAGUGCCUGCUGGCAGGCCCAGCGCCCUCUGGAGAGGCGGCUGCUGCUUCCGAGUGACCUGCGCUCCCAGGUUCUUUUGUGGCAGAAACUUUCAAGGACCUGCGUGGUGCCCAGAGGGGACUCAGAACACCUGCCGUGAUGACGGCCUCGUCCUGGGGGAAGGCUGCAGCACACCGAGGUCUGGGAAGAAUUGUGGGCCGCCCCUCUGCUGCGGGCUUCUCUGCUCAUGGGGAAGGUUUAAGGUGAGCUGUUGGGAACCGUGAGGCCCCCUGGACUUCCUCGGCAGCAGCUGAGUGGGAAACGCGUUGGCCCAUCGCAGCUGCACGGAGAUCUUGGUUCUUUACGUCCCGGAGCGCAGACGCCUGAGCGCACGUGGUCCGGUGAGCGGCCUUGGGUCAUACUCUGGCCCUCAGUUUCCUUAUCUGUAAAGCGAGGCCCUGCCCACCUCGGGGAGCCUGUGCAGAGCCAGAGCCGGCGCGUGCUCUGCGUGGGGGCUCUGGGGGCAGUGCCUUGCUGCUGCGCCUCUCACGGGGACUGCAGGUGGCAGGAGGCAGACCGGUCAGGAAGGGAGGGGUGGUUUCCUUGUUCUCGGCCGGUGGGACAGGCUCUGAGGACGCAGAGGCUGCGGUGUCUUGGCUGGUGAAGCUGUUGACUCCGCGGGGUGCCUCCUGUCUCAGCUGCUGCAGGCGGGGUCGUGGUGGACAGAGGCCCCGCGCCGUGUCCUGUGCUCACCAUGGCACAGGCUUGGGUUGGGUCGGCAAGGGUUUUUUUUUGCUGUCUGUGUCCCAGCCAAGCGGUGGGGGCCCUGCCGUCCGAGAAGAGACUGCAGGCCAGCUCCCCCGUGCGGCUCAGUCGGCCGCGUGAAAGCCCUGGGCAGGCAGCGGCUGGGUUUAAACCUGUUUCUUUGUUCAGACGUUCAGCUUUUCCUGAUGUCUGUGAGCACGUGGUCACCGCCUUCCUGUACCGCUGUAGCGUCUGUACUGAUUUCAUGCGUUGAGUGAUUUCUCAGGCGCAAGGGGAAAGCACCUUUGUCGUGGCUUCUGAGGUUGUGCGCAGUCAUGGGUUGGGGGCGUCUGUUGUGUUAGCAAUAAAGCUUCUGUGUUCUGACCGAAA
Messenger RNA from Oryctolagus cuniculus (rabbit), 6664 nucleotides. NCBI's taxonomy places the organism in Eukaryota, Metazoa, Chordata, Mammalia, Lagomorpha, Leporidae. The record is from RefSeq and is a predicted model, not a curated record.